GCGUUAGCAUGUGGCCACCGUGCGGGGCGCCUCGUGCCCUGGCCUUGAUACGGCCACGGGUAUCAUCGCGAGCCUGCAGCGGGGACGGAAGUGUGUCCUACACGCAGGGCCAGAGCCCCGAGCCCCGGACUCGCGAGUACUUCUACUACGUGGACCACCAGGGCCAGCUUUUCCUGGAUGAUUCCAAAAUGAAGAAUUUCAUCACCUGUUUCAAAGACCUGCAGUUCCUGGUCACGUUCUUCUCGCGUCUGAGACCCAAUCGCAGCGGGCGCUACGAGGCCUCCUUCCCCUUCUUCUCGCCUUGUGGCAGAGAGCGCAACUUCCUGCGCUGUGAGGACCGGCCCGUGGUCUUCACGCACCUGCUGGCCACGGACCACGGACCCCCGCGCCUCUCCUACUGCGGCGGCGGCGAGGCCCUGGCAGUGCCCUUCGAGCCGGCGCGCUUGCUGCCCCUGGCGGCCAACGGGCGCCUGUACCACCCGGCGCCGGAGCGCGCGGGCGGUGUGGGCCUGGUACGCUCGGCCCUGGCAUUCGAGCUCAGCGCCUACUUCGAGUACGGGCCCGGCGCCCCCGAGCUGCCCUCGCACGUGCGCUGGCAGGGCCACCGCCUCGCCCUCACCAUGGAUCUGGCCCCACUGCUGCUCGCGGCCCCGCCGUCCUGAGCCGCGGCAAGGCCGGGUCCCCUGCGUUCCCGCCCCCCUCCCCGGCGGCCCUGCGUCACCUCCCCUGGGCUCCCCGGCGACCCCAGUGCCCCUCUGCUUCUCCGCGGCUCCAGCGCUCGAGGUACCGCGUAGCUGACGCGCCUGCCCGCCGAGUGCGCGUGCGCUCCUAGGCGCGCUG
Messenger RNA from Castor canadensis (American beaver), 840 nucleotides. It is a transcript of the gene C3H8orf82, whose product is annotated as chromosome 3 C8orf82 homolog. The record is from RefSeq and is a predicted model, not a curated record. Lineage: Eukaryota; Metazoa; Chordata; Mammalia; Rodentia; Castoridae.